Messenger RNA from Corvus hawaiiensis (hawaiian crow), 1943 nucleotides. It is a transcript of the gene G6PC3, whose product is annotated as glucose-6-phosphatase catalytic subunit 3. The transcript has 7 exons. Gene Ontology annotation, biological process: gluconeogenesis; glucose 6-phosphate metabolic process. The record is from RefSeq and is a predicted model, not a curated record. NCBI's taxonomy places the organism in Eukaryota, Metazoa, Chordata, Aves, Passeriformes, Corvidae. Gene Ontology annotation, molecular function: glucose-6-phosphatase activity. Bases 92 to 1147 code for a protein of 351 amino acids. Gene Ontology annotation, cellular component: membrane.
CCGUAGCGCGCCGCGCCGCGGGCAGUGAUGGGGAGUGUAGGCGGAAGAGGGCGCUGAGAGCGGCGGGAGGGAGUUUUGAGGGGUCCCCGGGAUGAAGCCCCCCCCUCAGCCCAGCGCCAUGGAUGCCCUGCACGAGGCCGGGAUCCGCAUGGCCGAGGCCCUGCAGGCCGGGCCGCCCUGGCUGGAGCAGUUCUGGCUCUUCCUGACCUCCCACUUGGAUCCCAAUUCCAUCUACACCGUCUGCUUCCCGCUGGCCCGCGGGCUGGAUGACCACGUGUCCGUGAUGGUUCUCUGGAUCGCCCUCGUGGCCGAGUGGCUCAACGUGGUCCUCAAAUGGUUCCUGUUCGGGGAGCGCCCGUACUGGUGGAUCCACGAGUCGGGGCUCUCCAGCCGGGAGCAGCUCCCGCUGCGCCAGUUCCCGGCCAGCUGCGAAACGGGACCGGGGAGCCCCUCGGGCCACUGCAUGAUCCUGGGGGCGGCCCUGUGGCCGAUUGUCACCGCGCUGACCAACGAAGUGUCCAGGUGCACCCGGCGCCGCGUGCUGAGGCUGAUCCCAUUCCUUGUCUACAUCCUCUUACUGGUGGCCAUGGGGCUCUCCCGGAUCUUCGUCCUGGCCCACUUCCCCCAUCAGGUGGUCACCGGCUCCCUGGCAGGGAUGGCUCUGGGCUGGGGGCUGCAGCGCUGGCCCCCCAACUUCCUCAAGUACCGCUUCUUCCUGGCGGCGGCGCUGGGGCUGCUCCUGAGCGCGCUGGCCCUGCACGGGCUGGCCACGGCCGCGGGGCUCGACCUCGACUGGUCGAUCCGCCGCGCCGGUGCCCGGUGCUCGGACCCGUCGUGGCUGCGGCCGGAGACGCGGCCCUGGGCCUCGCUGUGCCGGGUGGGCGGCAGCGCGCUGGGGCUGGCCCUGGCCGCCAGGCACCCCCUGAGCCGCCGCGCCGCCGAGGAGCUGCAGGGGCUGGAGCCGCCGCUGGGCAGCGCCGCGCUGGGGCUGCUGGCCCUGGACGUGCUGCACAAGCUGCCCAAGAGCGAGGACACGGCCCUGUGGUACCUGAACGUGGGCGCCCGCUACACCCUGGGGCCCGUGCUCGUGUGCUCCCUGCUGCCCCAGCUCAUCCUCACCCUCCGGCGGCUCCGGGGAACCCCCUAGAUCCGCCCCACAUGCCGAGCAGGGGGCCCUGCUCUGGUCCCCAGUUCAUCCUCACCUGUCCCGGGGACGCCCAAAUUGAGUAGGGGGUUUCUGCUCUGUUCCCGGUUCGUUGUCGCACUCCUUUUCCCCAGGGACCCCGGAACUGAGUAGGGGGUCCCCACUCUUGUCCCAGUUAUCCUCAGUUAUCCCAGUUAUCCCAGUUAUCCUUCCCCAGGGAUCCCCAAAUUGAGUAGGGGGUUUCUGCUCUGUUCCCGGUUCGUUCUCGCACUCCUUUUCCCCAGGGACCCCAGGGACCCUGGAACUGAGUAGGGGGUCCCCACUCUUGUCCCAGUUAUCCUCAGUUAUCCCAGUUACCCUUCCCCAGGGAUCCCCAAAUUGAGUAGGGGGUUUCUGCUCUGUUCCCGGUUCACUGUCACACUCCUUUCCCCCGGGACCCCCAAACCGAGCAGUUGUCCCAGUUCAUCCUCGCCCUCACCCGCCCCAGGGACCCCCUCCCCACCCGCUCCGGGUGAGGGGUCUCUGCCCGCCCUCCCCUGCUCCCGGGGGCUCCUCCUGAGCUGUGCCCGUUCCGGGGGGCUGAGCUGGGGGUGCCCCGUGCCCGGCGGCUCUGGGGACACAGCACAGGGACAGUCCCGGCCCGGGGGGCACUGAGCUGCCACCGCCCCCCCCCCCAGCGGCCCCCAGUUCUCCCCUCCCCUCUGCAGCAGGGUGGGGGCACGCCCCCAGCCGCGACCCCCUCGUACCUCGCUGUGGGUAGGGUCACCCCGUUUCGAACCAAAUAAAGCACCAAAACCAA